AUGAGAGAAAUCGUGACGAUUCAAGUUGGUGAAUUCGCAAACUUUAUCGGUUCCCACUUCUGGAAUUUCCAGGAUGAAUUGCUUGGAUUGGCGAGUGACCCAGAAAGCGAUCCAGUCUUUCGAAACCAUAACCUCGACAUGGACGUUCUUUACCGCUCCGGUGAAACCCAGCAGGGGGUUUCUACGUACACUCCUCGUCUUGUUUCAGUCAACUUCAAAGGGUCACUAGGCUCUAUGAGCGCACGCGGUACACUCUACAAUGAAGGCUCUUCAUCACGAUCAGAUUCUUCGAAAACCUGGGUUGGAGAUGUUGAUACUCAAAGAUCUGAACCUCGAAAGAGGAACUUGUUUCUGCAAAGUUUGUAUGAGGAAGAAGAUAAAGUAGGGAAAGAAAAAGCGAGAGAGAUUGAGGACAAAGAUAUUGUUGGAUGCUUAGAUGAGGAAGUUGAGUGUUGGACUGACUUCUCCAAAUCCCAUUAUCAUCCUCAAAGUCUAUACGAGUUGAGCGGAUUAUGGACGGACUCUCAGGAUUUUAACAAUUACGGAAUUGGUAAGGACGUUUUCUCUGAGGCUUCACGGGGAGAGGAAUUAUGCGACAGGCUCCGUUUUUUCGUGGAAGAGUGUGAUCAUAUUCAGGGUAUUAAGUUCCUUGUGGAUGAUUCAGGAGGAUUUUCAGCUGUUGCAGCAGAUUUCCUAGAGACGAUUGCAGAUGAGUACACAAAUAUUCCUGUAUUGCUAUAUUCUGUGAGGAGUCCAAUGUCGCAGAUGAAUCCUAGAAGCUCGAAAAAGACGGUUUCAAACAAGCUUCACGAUGCCAUAUCGUUUUCUCGACUCUCAUCGUUUUGUAAACUCUUCACUCCCAUCGGUUUACCUUCUUUGAGCGAAAGUAAAGCAUCAAAAUUUCUUAAUCUUGGAGAUGAGAAGCCUUAUCGAAGCAGCGCAGUGUAUGCCGCUGCUCUACAUUCAAGCACAAUCCCUUUCCGAAUGCAACCCACAAGCUCAGAUUCAAGUGAAGUGUCUAAUUCUAUGGAUGUUAAUACACUUAUUCAGCUUUUAACGGGUCGUGGUAGACAAAACAUGGUGGCGAUUCUGGAUUCUGCAAUGCCAGCUCCUACAUUAGCAGGAAAGCAAUUAGAAAAUACCCUCUUAACGGAUUUGCAGGCGCUAACACCAGAAGUAACCGAAGAUGUCGAAGACAAUCAAGCAAUUGAGUCAAUGUGUAUACUUGGAGCACUUAGAUCAGAGGAUAAAGAAGCAUCGGUUUCAGAAGUGAAGAAUGCGGUUGAUGCAUCUUACGAACAGGCAAUAACCAAAACAAAGCCGUUGUUUUGCAACUUAUCGGUUUCGCGUUGUCCUCUUCCGAUACCAUUACCGUUUCCUUCUAUAUUUGGUAACCUUGUUGGGAGGAAAGGUGAGAUCUUGAGCAGUCCGGUCUCGGAUUCUCUGUACAGAGGCUCAUUGGAUGUUCACUCCAUACCAGUAGUAGCGAGAUGGAGAUCGUCGAGCGCGAUUUUGCCAUUCUUGGAAAGUAGAAUGAUGAAUUUAGAGAAACUUGGGAUCCAGUGGGGAGCAAUGGGAUCAGAUUUGGUUAGAACAUGGGGAUUUGGGAGAGAAGAAUUGCAAGAAAUGAGAGAGAAUCUGUCAAAAAUGGUGUCUGAGCUAAAUCCUCAGUUUUUGGAAUCUUCAGAUUCAGAUUAA
Molecule: messenger RNA, 1698 nt
Organism: Arabis nemorensis
Lineage: Eukaryota; Viridiplantae; Streptophyta; Magnoliopsida; Brassicales; Brassicaceae
Source: the annotation of a GenBank genome assembly